UGAUAACUUGCCUUUUUAUCUUCUCCAUAACAUAGAUUAUUAUCAUUAUUCUUCAAUAGUAAAUACUUGUGCAAACAGACUUUCUUAUUCUUUCGGAAACUACGGACAUUUACAAUGUUUCAUCUUAAAAUUGAUUUGUUCUUAAUAUAUUUAAUUAUUGUCAAUAAUUAUGCGCGGUCAGCGCCGGAACCGCUUUGUUCUAAGUUCUCGUAUGACGAACAGUUGCUUGAGAAAAUGGUUCGUGUUGAAUUUAAUGUAAACAACAUGGAGAAAAAUAUGUUAGAAACUGAGAUGAGCAUGCGGAAAACGGAGGAAACUAUGUAAGAAACGGACAGAAGCAUGCGUGAAACACAUGGAAAUAUGAUGGAUACGGAAAGGAGAAUACAAGAAGCACAGCAGAAGAUGGCUGAGACACACGCUGAAAUAAUGACUGCACAGAAAAAUAUUCAGGAGAACCUGGCCGACAUUAAUGAAAAAAUAAAGCUGCUUGAACAGAAGGACGAGAUGUUAGAAGCCAGAAGAGGAAAGGACGUCAUAGCAUUUCGUGCACACAAAGUCGCAGAUAAAUCGGUGGCAGAUAAUCAGGUUUUUGUUUUCACCAAGGUUGUAUUAAAUGAAGGCAACGGCUAUUCUAGUACAAACGGAUAUUUUACAGCACCUAUAAGCGGUAUCUACUUCUUCAACAGUCAAUUAUGUGGAAUGGAAAAUAGGUAUAUAGCUUAUGCUAUUGUUUCUCAAGGUGACACACGUUCAAGUGGAUUAUUCAUGCCAUAUAAACUUGGAACUUGUACAUCAUUCAGUGGUGCUGUACGCAUGCGUAUCGGGGAACGUGCAUGGGUGACAAUUAACAGUAACGGAUCACCUUCAUCAGAUUUGAUCUAUGAAGAUAGCAGGGAAUGGAACUACUUUUCUGGAUUCUUAAUACGUUAAUCCAGCAUAUAAUGUGAAUUCCUUUAUUUGUAAAUAUAGGAGAUGUUAUAUAUGUAUUUUAGUGAAACAUUUGUCAAUAAAUGUUCUCUUUAUUGCAUUAACAACGCAGACUAUGGACAGAGCAGUCAAAUAUCGCUUGCGAAAAAACAGUUCAUUUAUCGAGAUU
Messenger RNA from Ruditapes philippinarum (Manila clam), 1096 nucleotides. RefSeq names its product complement C1q tumor necrosis factor-related protein 2-like. The transcript has 2 exons. NCBI's taxonomy places the organism in Eukaryota, Metazoa, Mollusca, Bivalvia, Venerida, Veneridae. Bases 340 to 930 code for a protein of 196 amino acids. The record is from RefSeq and is a predicted model, not a curated record. Gene Ontology annotation, molecular function: protein binding.